CGUUAGCUAGCUAGCUAGCAGGACCAGGAGCUCCUUUACCCCAAACGACGCAGCCGUGGCAUCCUAUCCUACGCACCCAGCGCACGAUAAUAUAAAAUUGCGCUGCCCAUCACCGCCACUUCCGCCUGCGCUUCCACCACCACCACCACUUUCUGCCGCCGCGAUGGAGGCUCCGUCUACUCCUUCCAAAUCCAGAAACCCUAAUAAAUUCCAAAGCUCCUCCUCCUCCUCCAGCCAUCACCACUCCGCAAUGGCGCGAAAAUCCUCCCUCGUCAAACAAACCAUCGUCUGCUCCGCCUGCUUCGUCCUCGUCCUCUACGCCUUCUUCAACACUUUCCUCCACCCCACCGACUCCCCUCCUUCUCCCCUCUUCCCCGACGGCGUCGUCCGCGAUGACGUCUUCGUCGGCUCCGCCGUCGCCGCGAGCAGGGUCAAGGUUUUCAUGUACGAUCUCCCCAGGCAAUUCACCGUCGGCAUCAUCGAGGGCCACGCUAGGGCUCGCGGCUCCUCCGAUUUCUCUAAGUCGAGGUACCCGGGCCACCAGCACAUGGGGGAAUGGUACCUGUUCGCCGAUCUGAAUCGGACCGAGGAGGAGCGGGUCGGAUCGCCCGUCGUCAGGGUCCUCGAUCCGGAGGAGGCCGACCUGUUUUUCGUCCCGGUGUUCUCUUCUCUCAGCUUGAUCGUGAACACGAAUCGCCCUGGGGCGGAUCAGGCCUACAGCGACGAGAAGAUGCAGGACGAGCUGGUGCAGUGGCUGGAGCAGCAGGUGUACUGGCGCCGGAACAGCGGUAGGGAUCACGUGAUCGCCGCCGGAGAUCCCAAUGCGCUCUAUCGAGUGAUGGACCAGGUGAAGAACUCGGUGCUCUUGCUGUCCGAUUUCGGCCGCGUGAGGCCCGAUCAAGGAUCUCUGAUCAAGGACCUGAUUAUACCGUACGCUCACCGGAUCAACUCUUACACCGGCGAAUUGGGAGUGGAGAAGAGGGGCACACUGCUCUUCUUCAUGGGCAAUCGGUACCGGAAAGAUGGAGGCAAAAUUCGGGACCUGCUAUUCCAAAUGCUGGAAACCGAGGACGAUGUGAUCAUAAAACACGGGACGCAGUCGAGGGAGAAUCGCCGGGCGGCCACUCGCGGGAUGCAUACUUCAAAAUUCUGUUUGAAUCCGGCCGGGGACACUCCGUCGGCUUGCAGGCUGUUCGAUGCGAUUGUUAGCUUGUGUGUUCCUGUGAUCGUGAGUGACAGCAUUGAGUUGCCUUUUGAAGAUGUGAUAGACUAUAAAAAGAUUGCAAUCUUCGUGGGCACAAAAGCUUCUCUGAGACCUGGCUACUUGGCUAGUUUGCUGAGAGGAGUAAGCACAGAGAGAAUUCUGGAGUUCCAGAAAGAGCUGAAACAGGUAGUAAGCCACUAUUUUGAGUAUGGGGAACCAAAUGGAGCAGUGAAUGAAAUAUGGCGUCAAGUGUCACAGAAGCUACCAUUGAUAAAGCUGAUGAUAAAUCGUGAUAAAAGGCUCAUCAAGAGGGACUUGAGUGAGCCAGAUUGUUCUUGCCUGUGUACAAACAAGACUGGCUUCCUAACCUCCAUAUGAUGAUGAGUAGGAUUUUGUCUUUCUGUGUCUGCGAGCUAGUGGUACACAAUGAUCCGUAAGGGACUCAUCUAGGCACAUCGUAAUCGAAAUCCUGGAAAUCAGAAGAUGAAUGGACGAUGAUGAACUUCUGCAGAAUGAGGUUCACUGUGUCUAAUGUGCAAAGGACAUGGAACCGUGAAGUUGAGGACAGAUUGAUUUCAUGGAAUUCGCCUGUUUGAUUGGUCGUCUUCUUUAGUCAUGCAACAACUAAUGGAAGCAAUAGAAAGAGGCUGAAAUGAGGGAUGGAAUUUGCUCCGAUGGCCAUGAGCGAAGACCUGCAGGCCGACUAGUGCUCUCUAGCCACUCAGUUUCCAAGUUAUUUACAAGUGAAGUUCCAGCUGGGGGGUAGUAGAAGUUGCAGCAGACACAACGAUGGAGAGGAAUUCGCUUUAGCUAGCUAACCAGGAGGCCACUUCAUCUGUCUUCCUCCUAGGACAUGCAGGUGGAGAUGAUAAACAGAUUGACCGGGAUAAGCAACCCACAGAGAUCGUCACACGAACUCUGGCAGUGGGAAACAAUGAAUGAAGGAGCACUUACUCCAGACUAACAGAUGAAAGAUUGGUGCUUACAGGCAGUAGGGCCACUGUCGAUAACCACCCGAAACUCAUCAACUAUACCUUUUUUCUCUGCAACUAUUUUUGGCAGAAUAGAGAAGUUGGCAGAGUGCGUUUUGGCAUCCAAGGAAGGAAGCCAGGAAGGAAUAAGCGAAUAAACUCUGGGAACAAUUAAAACAAGAGAAAAAGGAGUAAAUGCAUAGUGACAUUGUGAAAGAAUGAUUUGCCUAAUAAGACGCACAUCAGCCUGAAAGUGACUUCCUUCAAGACAGUGCUGCAAAACAUGUAACCUCCAG
Linum tenue is the source of this 2471-nucleotide messenger RNA. The record is from the annotation of a GenBank genome assembly. Lineage: Eukaryota; Viridiplantae; Streptophyta; Magnoliopsida; Malpighiales; Linaceae.